Messenger RNA from Gilbertella persicaria, 516 nucleotides. Its product is annotated as endoribonuclease L-PSP. The transcript has 5 exons. NCBI's taxonomy places the organism in Eukaryota, Fungi, Mucoromycota, Mucoromycetes, Mucorales, Choanephoraceae. Gene Ontology annotation, molecular function: deaminase activity. Gene Ontology annotation, cellular component: cytosol; mitochondrion. The record is from RefSeq and is a predicted model, not a curated record. The coding region runs from base 31 to 417 and encodes 128 amino acids.
UUUCGAUUGUCUUCUGCUUUUACUAGAUCCAUGUCAACUUUGACACGCGUUCACACGAACAGUGCUCCUGCUGCUAUUGGGCCUUAUGCUCAAGCUAUUAAAGCCAAUGGUGUUGUCUAUACUUCUGGAUCCCUUCCUGUUAUUCCUGAGACCGGCGACAUCAUUCAGGGUGGAAUCAAGGAGCAAACACAUCAAAGUUUGACUAAUAUGGCAGAAGUUCUCAAAGCUUCUGGAUCCAGCCUAGAUAAAGUAGUCAAGACAACUGUCUUUUUGAAAGAUAUGAAUGAGUUUGUUGCCAUGAAUGAGGUUUAUGCUGAGUUCUUUAAGCAUCAUCAGCCUGCUCGUAGUGCAGUUCAAGUAGCUCGUCUUCCUAAAGAUGUUGCUGUUGAAAUCGAGUGUGUAGCUAUUACAGAAUGAGCUAUUGUCAUAUUCAACAAUUGCAAGGAGAUAAAAUGUAUUGAAAACAAUAGUAAUCCUGACUUUACGUGUAUUAUUUUGACACCACACAUACACACA